UCUAACCACAAAUUAUCAUUAUUCAUUAUCCUUUCUUUCUUUCUUUCUUUCUGUCAAGUAAGCCAUGGAAACAACCUCUCUCUCUUCACACUUCAUUCUCACUAGACAUCUCAUUCCAUCAUCAAGAAGCCACAAACACAAACAAUUCUUACAACCCCAACAAAAUCAACACCAACUUUCUCUCAGAUUCAAAUGCAGCAGCAGCAACAAUGACAAUAGUAGUGAUUUAAACUCAUCAUCAUCAUCAGUUCAAGCACCAACUGAUUCAGCUGCUGUAGGAGUAAGGUUCAGGAGAAGGUCAUCAAGAAGACAAUCAAGAAAGCAAGAAAACAAUAACAAUGAUGGAGGUGUUGCUACAAGAAUGGGAAAUGUCAAAAGUGCCCCUAAGAAAAAAUGGGAGGAGAUGACAUUAAAUGAGAAGGCAGUGGAACUAUACAUGGGAGAAAAGGGUGCACUGUUUUGGCUCAACAAGUUUGCAUAUGCAUCAAUAUUCAUAAUGAUUGGUGCUUGGAUUUUGUUCAGGUUUGUUGGUCCUGCACUCAAUCUUUAUCAGCUGGAUUCUCAACCAUUGAACCCUUCUGAUGUAUUCAAGGGAUCUUAAUUAGCUUUCUUCCUAAUUUUGAAACAAAUGAAGAUUGGUUGUUUUAUCUUUUAUUAUCAUGUGUACUUUAAUUUUGUACCCUUAUUCAUAGGAAAAUUAAUCGUUGAGUUUAGACAUACAAAUAUAGAAACAAGAUUUCAAUUAGCAUUGCUGUUAAAUUGUUAAUUAUCUCGAGCAUGAUUAUUGAUUAGUAAA
This is a messenger RNA of Arachis duranensis, 796 nucleotides long. RefSeq lists its product as uncharacterized. Lineage: Eukaryota; Viridiplantae; Streptophyta; Magnoliopsida; Fabales; Fabaceae. Gene Ontology annotation, cellular component: chloroplast. The record is from RefSeq and is a predicted model, not a curated record. Bases 65 to 601 code for a protein of 178 amino acids. The transcript has a single exon.